Ceraceosorus bombacis is the source of this 4352-nucleotide messenger RNA. The record is from the annotation of a GenBank genome assembly. Lineage: Eukaryota; Fungi; Basidiomycota; Exobasidiomycetes; Ceraceosorales; Ceraceosoraceae.
GAGGUGGCAAGUCAUCCUGCCUUGACAAGCCUCUAUGGAAGCGCUCCUUGACGAGUGUCAAAAUAUCGCUGCUUACCCAACGGUAGGGUCCGCCACUUAGCGCUCCAGAUCGCGAGCCUGAGGUGUCAGCCCUGUGCGGGCGUCGUGCGAGGAGAGCAGCCGAGUCCACGCAUUUGCGCCGUCUUCAUCGCCGCCCCACAAGGCGUUCCUGCAUUGAUCAAACUUUAAAUGUGACCGACGGAAUGAAAGCAAUCCUACGCCGCUCGGACCGUAGGCUGGCUCAACGUUGCUCAAUACUCGACGCCGGAGCCUGGCCAUCACGAAAGUCAGGUGCAAAAUUUUGUAUAAGACAGCAUACAAGAGCCGCUCAGCACCUCCGAAGAGGACAUUUCGACUCUCGUUGUUCUGCUGCGCUAAGCUCAACGCUUAUGCUGCCCUCCGAGCUGGUCUCGACAUCAAGCAGCAGCUGCUUCGUGGGCGAAAUCGCUUCCCCUCCUACUUUGGUAUCUUGUUUCUGCCAAAUUUUCAUUGCUGCGUUAAGCUGUGCCGCAACAUGGUCACAUACUACAAGGGCUUCCCGCAAGGGAAGGGCUUGCAAUCAGAAAAUUGCUCAAGAGCAAAGAGAACUACACUCGCCUCAUACGUCGCCCAAGCAUUGCUGCUCUUCAUAGGAACGCUCCUUCUCGUCGGCUCCCUCGUCAUACUUCAGAGCAAUUACGGCCCUUCUGGUACGUCCGACUCUUGUACGGAUAGCACGCUUCUGAGCGUGCGAUCACGUCUGCGAUGCUCCAUCACGAACGUGUCGAAGCUCCGUACAAGAUAUCGUGUGAACCUCAGUCCGUCUUUGGGCUCAAUACCGAGAGGCAUCACAGACCGUGUCAGCUUAGCCACGCGCGCACUGCCUUUCUGCUGCUCAGGAUUCGACCGCAGGACAUCGAAGGCGAGCAGCAAGGUUCACGACGAGGCACACUUUGAGCGCGUCGAAGCCGAAGCCCGCCUGAGGCUCGAACGUGAGAAUCGUCGACUUGCUGAAAUGUACGAGGCGGCGCGCGUGCGCCACCAACAGCCGCGCCACCACCACGGCACGAUAAGGUCAGGCGAUGACACUGACGGCGAAAGGCCGAGUCUGGCAAAGCUCGCAGAGGACCUGCCUGAGAUGUUUGAGGCAGCACCCUUGCGCAAACGAUCUGCAUGCGCAACGGCCAAGACGUGUGCUGUGCAGAGUGCUCCCGCUAGUGCGAAGCCUACCGGCUCUCUCCCGCUCGGUCCGGACCCAACUGAGCCGAUCAGCGCACUCAAUCGAAGGACUUUGGCCCAGCUAGCCAGGAAUGCAAUGAGAAAGCCAAAGCCAUACAUGGCAACGAGGGAUCCCAUACUCCGAGUAUGGAAACCCCUUUCCAGAUUCGGAAGAGGAAUGCGGUCGACGGCAAGCAAAGGUGCUCGCAAAGUUGGAGGAUGGUUCAAGUCCAAUGGUGCCAGGCCGGUGCCAGAGACAGAUGGCAGCUUUCGGGGCCAGAGUCCUCCCAAAAGCAUCGCGUCUGCACCCUCGCCACACCGCCCGUCAACGACACACCCCUACGACAUUGCGAGUAUGAUGCGCGAGCUGCGUGAAGAAGGGAAGAUCGCGCCAUCGGGGUACUCGGGUCGCUGGCCGACCCCUGUCUCUCCAGUCGGCCGUCCAACAAAGACUUCGCGGGAGCUAUUCAAAGAGAAUCCAGUGAGACAUGUCAUUAAGCGGCAAGUCUCGCUAGACCACACUCAGCUGCGCAGACGCGCCGCCCAUUCGUGCGGUGACUGCAACGGAGCUGUCCCGGCCACGGUCAUUGCGCAGCAUUACUUUCUGAAGCGCCGUGCUCAGCCGCUAGCCAGUACAACUACCUUACAAGACGUUUCCACAAAAGCUUGGCGCGUGCUUUCAGAUCCCAUCAGCGUCUCUAAUAGCGCUCAAAGAAUGAGGCAGCUGGGCAGAAGCGAGGAGUCGGCCAAAGCAGCCUGCACGACAGGUUCGUUAGAAGCGGGCAGCCCAAACAAGAAGGGUCUGAGUCGACGCGGCGCGAUAUUCUCUUGUCUCAAUAGACCAGAAAUAGCGCAGCAGGCAUCAAGACGACCUUCGAGCCCAUUGACCUUCCAAUCUUCUCUGUACUCUCCGCGGCCCUCCUCUCUCAGGUCAUCCGCUACUGACAUGCCGGCCAUGGCUAGGUCCCGCUCUGAAGGCUCAGUUGCGAUGCAAGAGGGAAGGUGGUCCGACGACUCAAAAGAAGCUUUUUACACUCCUCCUACUUCUCUCUCUUCGUCGUCCUCCUCUCGCUCCCCAUCGGGCCGAUCAAACGGCAAAGCAAGGGCAAAGACAAAGAAAGCCUCGCCUGUGUGGGUAGACAAGAGGAUCAUCCCGGAGACGCUUAGAAGACAGGCCAGGUGGCGACGCGUGCGCCGGAUUGCUAGAUCCAACACUCUUCCUUGAUACGAAGUCCAAUGUCUCUCUCUCUCUCUGAGUUUCGAAUUCGAAAAACCAUUUAGUGAUAUGAUACGUCUCAGCAAGGAGCGCUUUCGGCCCGAGCUCGCAUGGCGGUGCUUUCCGAGCUUGCUGCAAUUGGUUUCAGCUCCCGCUCAGAAAGUCGUACGACUCCACACGCUAAAAAAAUAGGCAGUAUGGCAUCAGCACGAGUUCCCGCCCUCAGCCAACCAGCCCGAAACUACAAUGGCAGCCAGUCAAGAAACGAAAUGCACUGCGUUGGCCAAGCGGAUCGAUUCUGCAAGGUGCGGCGGAACAUCUGCGCUGUGGGGCCUCAAUGUCCUUGUGCUGCGGAUUGCUUCAAGGCUUCUUUGGUGGUCGUGGAGGUCGCCAAGCCAGGCGGCCUGGCCUCACAAGGUUGGCAGGGGCUUCUGAUGAGCCGCCUUUCUUUAGAAAUUCAAGAUCUCUCGUUCCGUCGGACAAUACGUAUUCCUUCUGAGCUGUCCAGCCCUUGCUGUUCAUAUGCGUCGCGAAUUGGAUGCCCUUUGAGGCUCGGGCCGACGUCGCUGCAGCUGUAUGCUACCAACACGGUCGGAAAGACCGGAAAUUUCACCAAAUUCAGCAAAGCGAAUGCAGAAUCACGACUCUGGUCAGCUACUCACGAGCUCAUGUGGAUCCAAGUGAUCAAAGUGCUUGUCCUUAUAGCUAUUACCAUCCAGUCGUGUCCAGGCUUUUUUGCCCGUCCGAGCGUCCCACACGUGGACAUGCUGGAUUCGACCUGUGCUGUCGAAGAUUUUCGUCUGUAUUUGGUUGCUGGUGUGCGAGGAAGCGCAGAGAAAGCGUUAGGCGGGCAUGCCGGCCCCUCCAUUCACUGCGCGCACAUUGCGCCACGUCUUGCCUCUCUGGUCUUGCGCCUCUGCGCUUGCCACUCCAUUCGACGCCCUACGUCAGCUGCGCAAUACUCACACCUUCACCUGUGAGCCCUUCUUGCGACCCUUGAACAAGAAUGUCAAGGACGCCACUUGUGAUUUCGCAAGGAGCAGCGCCAAAAUUAAGAUGACGCAAAUCCUCUUCAUCGCCAUCCUUCGUCCUCCGCCGACCGAUCCUUGCAGCUGCAGAGCUUCACUUGCCGAAGCACGAGGCGCGAGAUGCCCGAUCACCUUCAAGGUGUUUAUCGCCGUCCUGCGCGCCUGAAACACGUUGGGUCUUGCUGGUUGCUGGGUGACGAGAGGAAAGAGGAGAAAGUGUCAGGCUGGAAUGGAGACGAAACAUGCGUGGCACGACAACCGCCGCGAAUAUGUGGCGUGAUGGCUAUAUACCAGCAUUGCCUCGCCAUCGACACGCUCGUCUUGCUCAGUAACACGGCGGCAAGGCGGUCUGCACAAGUGAAUGUCGCCAAGGCACGAGCGUUCGCGGUGCAUAAGGUGCUGAAAGGCGCUCAUCGCUCGAUCCCCAGCAUCCCGGAGAAAGCCUUGUCGCGCGCGAGACUAACCGCUCUCGAGCACCACAGCACGCCGCUUUCAGCUAAGAAGAAGAAACCAUUGUUGUGUCGACUCACUAUCAGAUCUCAAGUCUGUCGACAAGUAUCAGGUGGAUGCGUAAAUUGGUGAGGGAACAUUCGUAGCUCGAGUGGAUCGCUAGCUAUGUUAUCUUCUGCGCAGCAUCCACGCUUCUUUGGUCCCGCGCAAAGUCCAUACUCGAAUCAAACUCACGACAAGACGCCCAUGCGCGCGGCUGCGCCCGCAACGAGCAAUAACGAACAGCUAGGCUGCUCGUAUUGCGAUUAGCUCUGCCGCAAGCAAUCACAAAUAUGAGUGAAUCAUCGAGCACAAUGGCGACCGCCGAGGUCGGGGCGAAAUAAUGAAUCAGACACCAGUAGGGCGCGCAACGCGCUCCAUCG